Molecule: messenger RNA, 279 nt
Organism: Sporothrix brasiliensis 5110
Lineage: Eukaryota; Fungi; Ascomycota; Sordariomycetes; Ophiostomatales; Ophiostomataceae
Product: U6 snRNA-associated Sm-like protein LSm3
Exons: 4
Coding region: 1-279 (92 amino acids)
Biological process (GO): P-body assembly; mRNA splicing, via spliceosome
Cellular component (GO): U4/U6 x U5 tri-snRNP complex; P-body; U6 snRNP
Molecular function (GO): RNA binding
Source: RefSeq, a predicted model, not a curated record
AUGGCUGACGACGCGUCCGACGCAGGCCCGGUCUCGGAGCCGCUCGACCUGGUGAAGCUGUUGCUCGACGAGCUGGUGUUUGUCAAGCUCCGUGGCGACCGUGAGCUCAAGGGGCGGCUACAUGCCUACGACAGCCACUGCAACCUCGUGCUUGGCGACGUGGAAGAGACGAUUUACGUGACGGAGGACGACGAUGAGGAGGAGGAGACCCCAGACGUUCGGACUGUGAGCCGCAAGUCGGAGAUGCUCUUUGUGCGCGAGCUGAACAGGCUGAGAUAG